Pimephales promelas (fathead minnow) is the source of this 2918-nucleotide messenger RNA. It is a transcript of the gene aldh5a1, whose product is annotated as aldehyde dehydrogenase 5 family, member A1 (succinate-semialdehyde dehydrogenase). Gene Ontology annotation, biological process: GABA catabolic process. Gene Ontology annotation, cellular component: mitochondrion. The record is from RefSeq and is a predicted model, not a curated record. Lineage: Eukaryota; Metazoa; Chordata; Actinopteri; Cypriniformes; Leuciscidae. Gene Ontology annotation, molecular function: succinate-semialdehyde dehydrogenase (NAD+) activity.
CCCAUGUUGAGCUUCAACCAAGAAGUAACUCUCUCCGUUGAAAUCAACGGGGUCGCUAUGUCCAUUUCUUUUAUUGUCUAUGCUUCCAUGACUACCGUGACCGUCUCUUGAAACCGAUCGAAUUUCCUUCUUUGUAGUGAGUGAAAAGCAUGCAAUCCAAACGACGAAAUUGUAUUAUAAUUCAGUUUCAUGCUCCGACUUUAGCGUUUAUAGAGUAAGCGGAAGAUAUUUUUUUUCAGCUAACGUUAUACAUAUUAUAUCAAAAUAAGGAAAAACUGUUACCAGCGCAUAAUCACGUGUCAUUUUUUUACAGUCUAUGGUUUAAAGCGACCGCCCUCUUGAGACUGGAUUGAGCUUGAAAUUAGACUUCUUGCACGCCUCUCAGCCUGCAGACCAGUCUAUGCUGCAGACAGACUAACAGGGGUGUUGUGUUAUUAGACUUGUCAGGUUUUAACAUGGGCAGUUUAUAUCUCUCAAGAGGUCGGUGUAUUCUUCGGCAGGUGUUCUCUGGCCUAUCCACAGUACCCAUCAUGCUACAGCGGCCGUACAGCCUCGAUGUGUCAGAGCAGCUCCUGCGGACUGAAGGCUUCAUAGAUGGGCGCUGGGUCUCCGCUGCAUCCACAUUCCCCGUGUUAGAUCCAGCCACCGGAGAAGAAAUCGCGAAGGUGUCAAACUGCGGUACUAAGGAAGCUCAAGACGCUGUCAAUGCUGCAUACAAAGCGUUUCACCUGUGGAAGAGUCAUACAGCCAAGGAAAGAAGCAUUUUGUUGCGGAAAUGGUUCGAUCUCAUCAUUCAGCACAGGGAUGAUCUUGCCAAGUUGAUCACAGCAGAGUGUGGGAAGCCCAUGAAGGAGUCUCUUGGAGAGAUUACAUAUUCUGCCUCCUUUCUGGAGUGGUUCUCUGAAGAGGCCAGACGUGUAUAUGGAGAUAUUGUCGCACCUUCAGCCAAGGACCGCAAGAUCCUGUUACUCAAGCAACCGGUGGGAGUGGCUUCAAUCAUCACACCUUGGAAUUUCCCCAGUGCCAUGAUAACCAGGAAGGUGGGUGCCGCACUUGCGGUGGGCUGUACUGUAGUGGUGAAGCCGGCUGAGGACACACCUCUCUCUGCUCUGGCCCUUGCUGAGUUGUCGGUUCAGGCUGGCAUCCCUCCAGGGGUGUUUAAUGUGGUGCCCUGCUCAAGAGAAAAGACCCCUGCUGUGGGAGAGCUGCUCUGCACGGACCCUCUAGUGGCCAAAAUCUCAUUUACCGGCUCCACGGCCACUGGCAAGAUACUACUAAGACAUGCUGCAGGAACGGUCAAAAAGGUCUCCAUGGAGUUAGGAGGACACGCCCCCUUUAUUGUAUUUGACAGUGCAGAUGUUGAUAAAGCCGUUGCUGGAGCGAUGGCCUCCAAAUUCAGGAACUCAGGCCAGACCUGUGUGUGCUCCAACCGCUUUUUGGUGCAGAGUGGGAUUCACGAUGCUUUCAUGGAAAAGCUGGCGAAGGCUAUGGAUGGCGAGCUGAAGAUUGGCCACGGCUCAGAGCCCACCACCACACAGGGGCCGCUCAUCAACACCCGUGCCGCAGAGAAGGUGGAGGGUCAGGUUGCAGAUGCUGUGGCACAGGGAGCAGUCAUAGUUCGAGGUGGGAAGAGGCUGGAGGGCUCCUUCAUGCAGCCCACCCUGCUGUCCAAUGUCACCACUGACAUGCUCUGUAUGCGGGAGGAGACCUUUGGACCUCUUAUUCCUGUUGUUAAGUUCAACACAGAACAGGAGGCACUUGCUAUUGCCAAUGCUUCUCCUGUUGGUUUAGCAGGUUACUUUUACUCCAGAGACAUCAGUCAGAUCUGGCGAGUGGCCGAGCAGAUGGAGGUGGGCAUGGUCGGGGUCAACGAAGGUCUGAUCUCUGCCACAGAAGCCUCUUUUGGUGGAAUCAAACAGUCUGGACUGGGCAGAGAAGGAUCCAAAUAUGGCAUUGAUGAGUAUCUGGAAGUAAAGUACAUGUGUUUGGGUGGACUCUCUCCUUGAAGACAAUGGUUACUAGUGGUUAAAACAAAAAAUACAACUGUAGUGUGGCAUUAUCUAAGCAAGACCAUCAUAAAAACAUAAUCUACAAAACACUGAACCAUUCUCUCUUUUAGUCAGUAACUGAAUUUUGACUGUAAGAAUUAAUGUUCUGAAAGAGCGGAGACAUUUUGAUGACUAGUAGAUAUUUGCUGUAAAAAAGGGUUGGUACAAAUUGCCCUCUUUCAUAUUCUGUCCAUCUUAACUGAUUUAAGUAACCUAGUUGCUCUGAAAAACAGACUUAACAUACACUGCAAAAAAUAAAAUCUUUAUUUUUAUGUUAAAAUAGCUAAACAUCUUAAAAACAAGACAAACCUAUUUUUGUGUAAUUAUGUAAGAUGAGAGUUCUUUUGUGAAUUAUUUUUUACCCAGUUUCUUUUUUCUUUUCGCGGUGUAGCUGAUUCUUAAAAGCAAACCCAAUUUAUGAUUACGGAGGAGGUACAAAUAUAGGGAUUGGGGGUUGAUCCAGUGAAAAAUAAAAGCACAACCUUUCUGAAAAAUGCUAUUCCAGAGUGUAAAUGUUAAACUUACUAAGUGUUCUAUUUUUGUAAAUUUAGAAAUAGAGUAAGAAUGCUUAACUUGAAACAUUGGCUGCUUAAACUGUUCUGAUUUGAGGUAUUGAAGUAUAGAGAUUUGUUUAGUAAGUUAACAAAGUUGUCAUUGUGGCCAAAUGUUGUGCCAAUGUAUUUUUUUUAAUGAAACUGUCCUCAAUUUUAGUGUUUUUUUUAUUGUUGUAAAUAUUAAUUGAUAUACCUAAUUAUAUUGUAAACUGUGUAUGUUUAGAAAUAUAAAUUUUCGUACUUUGGAUUGAAAUGUUUGGCGAUAAGUGCAUGAAGAUGUAAAGACUAAUAAAUAGGCCUACAGCUGAAACUUUAA